Molecule: messenger RNA, 1319 nt
Organism: Dendroctonus ponderosae (mountain pine beetle)
Lineage: Eukaryota; Metazoa; Arthropoda; Insecta; Coleoptera; Curculionidae
Exons: 7
Coding region: 74-1174 (366 amino acids)
Biological process (GO): protein processing
Cellular component (GO): plasma membrane
Molecular function (GO): metalloendopeptidase activity
Source: RefSeq, a predicted model, not a curated record
GAGAUUCAACCAACCUCAGUGUGCUUGUAGAGUUUAUGUUCAUUAAGUUGUUGUUCCUGAAUAAACUGCAGAUAUGGGCGUUUCUCAGAAAAUCAAAAGAUGUUUUUUAGCAGUGACUGGGCUGAACCGACGGAGGCGACGAUAUCUUAUUGUGGCCUACACAACCGCCAUAAUAACCGCCAUUUUCUACUUUCUUGUAUUUUCAGGCAAUUGGCUUCGUGACAAUGUUUGCCAAUCCGAAGAUUGCGUCGCAUUGGCGAAUCACAUCAAAGCCUUUGUCGAUGAAUCGGCCGAACCCUGCGAUGGUUUUCACAACUUUGUAUGCGGAAACUUCGUAGCCAGGCAAACCACAACCCCAAAACAGCAAAGUGUCUUCCAGAUGCUGAACGAGAAAAAAAACCGGGCAAUUCGCGACCUGGUUACUAAUGCCACUUUGACCAACGAAACCAAGAUAUACAAGAGUCUAGAGACGCAGCGACGGUUCUACCGACUGUGCACGGCGUUUCAGUCGCAACGGAUGAACUUAAAGGCCCACAAAGUAUUAGAGGCCGAUAUACAAGAGCUCUCUAAGCCUCCUUGGAGUCAACUUACCAGCGACCAUGUCUGGCUUGUGCCAAUGAUCAUGGCAAAACGACGGGGUGCAUUUCAUAACUUUUUUCUGAAUCUGGAAAUCCAGAAGAAAGCAGGGAGCGACCACCCUAUCUUCCACAUCGGACCCCCAUCAAUGGACUUGAUGAGAAUUAUGAAACCGUUGGAAAACACGCACAACGCUGAGAAAAUGAUAAGGAUUAUUAAUUUUUUUGGUAAAUCUAUAGAAAGUUUCCAGAACACGACACAGGACUUAUCUAAAAUUGUCAGGACGUUUCUACAAAUAGUGCCCAAAUUUCACGGUCGCCAAUCCGGCCAUAUGGUCCGAACAGAAUUCGAAAACCUUCAUGCAUAUAUGAGCCAAUACUACAUCAGAUUCGAUGUGGCGACGUUUAUAGAAGAAUUCAUCAAAUGGAAUGGUCUGUCUAGUGGCACCUUCAUACACGUAUCAGUGGACUUCACCGACGACAGUUAUUUCAGAUUUUUAGGAAAUUUAGUUCGAACAGUUCCUGAGAGUACUUGGAGGUUAUUCGCGGUGGCCACAAUUAUCCUGAAGGAAUGUCCAUAUUUGUCAGGUUGGCUGUGACGCGAUUGCAGCCAAAUACUGGCUCAAGCUAAGCCGGAGCCUGAGUAUCUGAAGCUUUCCGAAAAUCAAUUUUGCUUCAAAGAAUCGCAAUAUUAUUUUCCCAAGGUUGCUGAAGCAGCGUACAUUCGCAACAUGAUCACUGUGG